Trachymyrmex cornetzi is the source of this 3315-nucleotide messenger RNA. RefSeq lists its product as uncharacterized. Gene Ontology annotation, biological process: DNA integration. Gene Ontology annotation, molecular function: nucleic acid binding. The coding region runs from base 1 to 3315 and encodes 1104 amino acids. NCBI's taxonomy places the organism in Eukaryota, Metazoa, Arthropoda, Insecta, Hymenoptera, Formicidae. The transcript has a single exon. The record is from RefSeq and is a predicted model, not a curated record.
AUGACGUUCCCUACUGAAGCUUCACCAGAAGAGCAAGCCUGCGAACGUCUAUUCAAAGAAACUACAACACGCAAUUGCGAAGGACGCUUUGUGAUUCAAUUGCCUAUAAAACCAGACAAGCUAAAACAAAUUGGGAAUUCCAAGGAGGUAGCCAUGCGACGUUUCAAAUCUUUGGAAAGACGCCUUAUAAAAGAUCUAAAAAUGUACUCGGAUUAUAAACAAUUCAUGCAAGAAUACUUGCGAUUGGGACAUAUGCGUGAAGUAACAUUCCCUACGAAGUCCAAUGACGAAAUUUAUUACCUGCCACAUCAUGCGGUAUGCAAAGAAACACGCACCACCACCAAGCUUAGGGUCGUGUUCGACGGUUCUUGCAAAUCAUCAACCGGAGUAUCGUUAAACGAUGUCUUAAUCGUCGGCCCUACUAUACAAGCCGAUCUGUUCUUAAUAUUACUUAGAUUCCGCAUGUUCAAAUAUGCCCUAACAGCGGACAUCAAGCAAAUGUAUCGGCAAGUGCUAAUCAACUCCGAUCAAACAUCUCUUCAGCGCAUAUUCUGGCGCGACUCCAUGGAUGAGCCUAUUCGCACUUUCGAAUUACUCACCGUCACAUAUGGUAUGGCCUCUGCAGCUUUCUUAGCAAUUCGAUCCCUCAGAAAAUUGGCAGAAGACAACAUCUUAAAAUAUCCCAUCGGUGCCAAAGCAGUACUGAACGCCUUCUACGUCGAUGACCUAGUAACGGGCGUAGAUACUUUACAAGAAGUAUCAAACAUAAAGGCUGAAACCUCUCAGCUACUUUUGGAAGGACAUUUCGAACUAAGAAAAUGGUCUUCUAACGUACCAAUGAUACGAGACAAUCCAUCUGUACAGAACGAUAAGGAGUUCGUAUUGUCUUGCGACAAAGAAUGCGAGACACGAACCUUAGGUCUCGGUUGGAACUGCAACACCGAUCAUUUCAAAUUCUCAAGCAUCGUCUGCUUACCGCCUCAAGCUUCACCAACUAAAAGAAGCAUAUUAUCAAGAGUCGCAUUAGUAUUUGACCCUCUAGGAUUGCUCGGACCCGCCACCGUUAUUGCAAAAAUAAUCAUGCAGAAUCUUUGGCGUCUUGGACUAGAAUGGGACGAAUCUCUCCCGUUAAAUCUGGUUACAAAAUGGAGACAAUAUGAAUCUGGGUUAUCAAGUUUAAGUAACAUAACCAUACCACGUCGAGUCAUCUUGCUGGAUGAAUACAUUAUCCUGGAACUACACGGCUUCGCCGAUGCCAGUGAGCUCGCCUACGGAGCAUGCAUUUACAUACGUGCUACUGACUCUAAUGGUACUCAUUCCACAACUUUACUCUGCUCAAAAAAUCGAGUAGCCCCACUAAAGGCUUUAUCUAUUCCCAGACUUGAAUUAUGUGCCGCACUUCUACUGGCACAAAUCUUUGAUAAGGUUUCAAAAUGCAUAAAUCACAAAAUACAUGCUGUACAUUGGUGGACUGACUCCACUAUCGUUCUUGCAUGGCUACAAUCAUCCAGUCGGACUUGGACAUCAUUUGUGGCAAAUCGUGUUGGACAAAUCCAUCAAUUAACUGCCGUACAAGAUUGGCACCACGUUAAUGGUAAGUAUAACCCUGCUGAUCUCCUUUCAAGAGGAAUCUCUCCAGAUCAAUUAACAAAAUCGCAGCUCUGGUGGUCAGGCCCCACUUGGCUAAAACUCGACAAGGCGCAUUGGCCCAUCGCCCCACUCAACAUAAGAAGACAAGAUAUUCCUGAAUUCAAAUCCAAAACCAUCGCCGCUACUGCUACAACGCAGUCAACCUCAGAACUGUUCAAACGAUAUUCAAGCUUCACGAAGCUAUCACGAGUAGUAGCUUACAUUCUUAGAUUUUUCCACAAACUAAGGUUCAAGGUUAAACCCAGCGCAACAUCACAAUUAACACUUGGUACAACCCUGUCCAUCUUACCUGACGAAAUACAUCACGCUAAACAAGUCCUUGUAAAGAUGGUCCAAAAAUCGUACUUUAAGAAUGAACUAAAAUUACUUUCAAAUCAACAAAACAUAAGUAAAACUAGUUCUCUCCUGCGUUUAAACCCCUUUAUAGAUGAUUCUGGAAUCCUGAGAGUUGGAGGGAGACUCAAGCUAUCUCACCUUCCCUAUAAUGCUAAAUACCCAGCAUUGCUACCAGGGCACCAUCCGCUUUCUCAAUUAAUCAUUAUACAUGAACACAAAAGGCAUUUUCACGCAGGCUCUCAAGCUACCUUAGCCGCUAUUCGACAGAAUUAUUGGCUCAUUUCAGCUAGGGACAUUGUUCGGCAAACCAUACGCAAGUGCGUCACCUGCUUCCGGAUCUCUCCAGUGACAACUUCAACACUUAUGGGCAAUCUACCUAAAAACAGAAUCACAACCCCAGAACGACCGUUUGAAAAAUGUGGAGUGGACUACGCCGGCCCCUUUUACUACAAGGACGGAUCUAGAAAGGGAGCCAAACUUUUAAAGUGCUACAUCGCAAUAUUUGUUUGUCUUGCUUCUACAGCGGUUCACAUUGAACUGGCAACUGAUUUAUCCACUGAGGUAUUUCUAAACGUUUUGAAACGCUUCACUUCCAGAAGAGGAUUUCCUUCCACCAUUUAUUCUGAUAACGGUCUAAAUUUUAAAGGUGCCAAUAGGGAAAUGAACGAAUUGGCAACAUUAUUUAGAGAACAACGAUCUCAACAACAAAUUAUGGACUUCGCCUCUUCCAAAGGGAUUAACUGCCAAUUUAUACCACCUAGAGCUCCUCACCAUGGAGGAUUAUGGGAAGCAGCGGUUAAAGGAGCAAAACGCCAUCUCCUGCGAGUAACCAAAGAGGCUCACUUAAGAUAUGAAGAAUUGGAGACGCUGUUAACUCAAAUAGAGGCAAUCCUAAAUUCACGCCCAAUAACUCCAUUAUCUUUUGAUCCCGCUGACCUCUCAUCACUGACCGCUGGACAUUUUUUGAUAGGCAGCCCACUGACUUCGUACCCCGAGCCAUCAUUAGAAAGAAUAGCUGUCAAUCGCCUCUCGCGCUGGCAACGCGUCGAGCAAAUUCGACAACACUUUUGGCGAAGAUGGACACGAGAAUAUCUACAUUAUUGUCAACAACGAAAUAAAUGGACAAUCAAGACCAAUCCGAUAAACAUUGGGCAAUUGGUUCUCCUAAAAGAGGACAACACACCUCCUUUAGCUUGGCCGCUGGCUAGAAUUACAGAGAUACACCCUGGCGAUGAUGGCACCACUCGAAUCGUCACUGUACGAACUACAAAAGGAACUUACAAACGUCCCAUAACCAGACUAUGCCUAUUUCCAUUCGAGAAGGAAUAG